AUGAGCAGCGACAACGCCCGCAUGACGCGAAGCCGACAGCGAACGGCGCCACCUGCAGAAGAGCGGACCCCACCAAACCAAUCCAACCGAAAUGGGGCGGAUCUGCGCGUUGCGACCCCAGAGAGGACCUCUGUGGACCUAAUUGAUCCUGAAGGCACCGCAGAGGCCCAAUCUGAGCCAACCCAGCCAGACGUGGCGGGAGACGAGCCAACGGGGCUCUCAACGACCCAACGCCUGCAGGAACUAAGAGCUUGGUUCCAAAAGGUGCAGGAGGAACAAGAAUUGCACCGCCUUCUGGAAAUUAAACGCAGAGUGGAACAAGGCGACACAUCUGCGCUCCAGGAAGGACAACCCAGUGCGCCACAGCCAUACACCGCACCAGCUGAACCAAACAAUAAGACUCCACGCCCUGAGAAACCAACUCAGUUCGCAAACCGCGACCGCGCCGAAUAUAACCGCUGGGAGCGCGAAUGCGAGGCAACCUUCCGUGGAAGCCCUAAGAACUUCUACUCGGAAGCUACUAAGAUCGAUUUUGGGAUAAGAUACAUCUCAAAUACGCUAAGAACCCUAUGGGAUGCCUACUCCCAUGAUAAUCAACGGAAAAGUGAUCGAUGGCAACCAACGUGGACAGAAUUUAAGACGGUAAUGCUUAAUGCGCUAGGACCGCAAGAACAAAGGAAGCUUGCAGCUCACCAAGCCCUAAAGUCCAUCAAACAAGACUGGAAUCAGGAUCCCAACGACCUUCUAUCCAAACUAGACACACUUUGGACUGAAUUGGGCCAAUCCUACCCAGAAGAGCAAAGAAUUAUGGACUUUGUAGGGGCUUUGCUCCCUACGGUACAAAAGGACCUCCUCCUGCUAGAACCAGAACAGAGGAGCUCUAUCACAGACGUCAAUAGCCGUGCGCGCCUUAUAUGGAAUCGAUAUAGGCGCGAGAAACCCCAAAGGCCUGGAGAAGGUAAAUCCACCCACAGUAGAACCCUCACGAACGAAAGGGGUGUUCAAAAGACCUGGAAAAAACCAAGGCGGGAUGGACCGGACCACAAAGGCCCAAAUUGGGGUAAUAAGGCCGGAAACAGAGAGAAACCCUCCAACGAAAACUGUUUCAAGUGCGGGAAACCCGGACACAUCGCAAGGGGCUGUAGGGAGUCCAACGUAAGCAACUCCGGAGCACCCGACGAUAAUUCGGAAAAAGGCAAGGGCUCGAAGGGCAAGUAG
Molecule: messenger RNA, 1218 nt
Organism: Exserohilum turcica Et28A
Lineage: Eukaryota; Fungi; Ascomycota; Dothideomycetes; Pleosporales; Pleosporaceae
Exons: 1
Coding region: 1-1218 (405 amino acids)
Molecular function (GO): zinc ion binding; nucleic acid binding
Source: RefSeq, a predicted model, not a curated record